AAUUGAAUGUUGAUAGAUCGCUUGCCUCUGCAUUUUAGUAUCUGUGGCUAGUCAUUGUAAUGGUUGACAAUUUGGACAUGUAAUAAAAUUUACGAAAUAAAUUCGUAAUAUUUUGAGUGUUUUUCUCCAAUAAUUAUGUGACUUUUCAACUGAUUUACUUAUUAACACGUUUCAUAAGUGAUUUAAGUAUUGUCUCUCAUUCAUCUUUUUUUAUAAAUUGAUCUUAAAAAUUAAGUGAUACAAUGGAUAAUUCUGCUAUACAAACAUUGGAGGCGGCUGCUCAGAUGUUGAUGGCACCACCACAAAUGGUGACAUCUGAGCAACGUCACCAAGCUGAAAGUGUAUUUCUCGAGUUUCGAAGCACCAAAAACCCUUAUCAAUUGUGUCGAGAAAUUUUAGAGAAAUCUACAUCAGACUAUGUACUAUUUGAAGCAGCGGGAUUGUUGAAAGCUGCUCUCAUUAGAGAAUGGACACUGCUAACAGAAAACGAUGUCAGCUCAUUGCGAGAAUAUUUACUAUCCUACUUAUUGAGGAAGGAGGCACCACCAUUUUUAAGGGAAAAGCUUUUGCAGACAAUUGCCAUUAUUAUCAAGAGAGGCAGCAUUGACGAUGGAGGAAGAGAGAGGAAAAAUUUGAUUAUUGAGUUAGAAAAGAUUAUCCUUAGCUCACCAAUUAGCCAUCAAAAGUUGGCCUGCUCGCUUAUACUGGCCAUUAUGCAAGAGUUCGCAAUUACAGUUAAAUCAGCUGACGUCGGCUUAAUUUGGGAGGUCCAUUUUAGACUGAAGAAAUCCUUUGAAGCAUUAGAUUUAAAAAGGAUAUUCAGGUUUACGGUAGGAGUUCUAGAACAAAUUGUGCGUUCUGGGCUCAGACCUGAAGGGGAACAAGCUUUGCUAACAAAGCAAUUACUGACUAUUGUGGAGACAGUAUUGUGUUGGAGUCAUGUAUCGCCAUUAUUGUCAAAAAGAUUGAUCGGCGCUUUUGAAGCUAUCUACGAGAGCGAUACCGCCCCUGCACUACGACUAAGCCUGAGCUGGCGAGACACGAUAAUGCAACCUGAACUCCUUGCAUUAUUCUUUGAGAUACACAUGUAUGUCAGGUCCAAUCCUGACUUAGCUAGCCCGUCACUCACUUGCUUAGUUCAGCUAGCUAGUCUUAGUGGUGUGGUGGUAUCCGCAAGUAACUUGAAACAGCAGUAUUUGGAGAACUACGUGAAUAGUUUCCUGAAUAUGAUGGCGUACAUUCAACCAGUCGAGAGAGAAAUGCUGGGGAUCUCUGAUAUAUACAGGAGAUUGAUUCAGUUCUUCUCGCCGGCGAUGAUAGCUGCGACGCCACCGGCGUUUCUCCAGAACUUGACGACGCUUACGUGUCAUUGUAUCCGAGGAUCGGUAAUUGAAGAAGGUGUAAAUGACGAUACGGUAUGGAGGGAGUCAUUAAACAAGUUCCUUCAUAGUUGGAGCUCAUUAGUUCACGAAUCUGAUGGUUACUCUAAUGAGACAUUAAUGAAUCCAUGUAUUGAAGUAUUCAAUACUUAUCUACAGAGCCGACUGGCGCCACCUGAUGGCACAAGGCCAGCUGACACAGAGGAAGACAUCAAGGAUGAGUUGGAAGAAGAUGAGCGUAAACUGCAUAGCAAUGUACUGAUGACCAUCGGGGCUAUAGCUCGCAAGGCGCCAGCUCACUGCUGCCAUGUGCUCUUUACCUUACUACAGGAUCGGAGUAAACGGUUAGAGGGUCAACUGCAGUUGAUGCAUAUGGGUAAACUGCCAAUAAGCGGAGGAGGUCACUUAGUCACCCUAUUUGAAGAUCUUCAUUGGAUACUCAUGAUCACAGGUCAUUUCCUAGCCGUCGACUGCACAGAAGGUGAAACAGUGAUGAUUCCCUCAGAGAUCAUCCACUUCAGUUUGAGGGAGAACGCAAAUAUCGAUGCUUCACUUCGGUAUCUCGUUGGGGAAACGACAGACACUGAGAAUGUUGAUUCUGUCCUCAAGCUUAUUGGCGAAAUUAUUCGCAUAAAUGCAUGGGAAUGCGCAGCGUUAGAAGCUGGGUUAGGCAGUGUCUUCAGUCCAGAAUUAUCCGCUACUAUCUCAUGGUUACUCAAGAUAUGGGCCAACUCGUACUUGAUGCCACAGUCGUCUGUUUAUUCUGAGAUGUCCCCGAUCCUGGCGAUGCAAAAUCCACUGGCGACGUGUGAGGAGUUCCUUGCAUUAUUACAAUGGGAAGCGGCCGGUUGCAAUUUACCGGGAGAAUUGAGGAAGGAAUUACAUAGAGCCUUCGCUAUCGCAGCUACUUAUGCCGAAGGUGACGUCCGAAAUCGUCUUUUAUCAAGCACAGUAUCUCUACAAGAAAAGCUAAUGAAUUUAAUAAAUAUGGAGUCUGACACUGAACCCGUUCGCAACAUGCUCGCUGAUACUCUCGACUGUUUUAUUGGUGUCACUGAUGGAGUUCUUGAGGUCGGAACAAUGGACGAACAAUUCAUGAUGUUAAUUGGUGCCUUAGACAAGAUACCAGGGAUCAUAUUUAGAUAUCACAACUAUCCCGGAGUAGUGUUGCCAGCUCUCAACUUACUCGCUAAGAGCGCUAAAAGGAUGCUGCAUUCUGUACAGCCGCAGAAUGUUAAUAAGUUUCUGGAAAUAUGUAACACAACUUUUGAAGUUUAUAUGAGAUGGAAUUCUGGAAAAAUAUCAAGUAUUCCCCAGGAUGCUGAGGAAGAGGCGUACGAGGAUAUCUGCGCCCUAAUGGAAGUGAUCUGCAGCGUGGCUCGUUCUGGCGGCGCGGGCGACACGUGCGCGCGCGGGCUGCGCAUCCUGCUGCCGCUGGUGACGCCGCCGCUGCUGGCGCUGCCCGGCCUGGCCGCCGCCGCCUACCGCAUGCUCCGGGACUUGGAUAGCGCGGACCAGCUUACGAAUCUACCCAUUGACGACUUCAACAUGGUAGUGACAGCGUUACGCGUAGGACUCACAGCUGUAUCCUGCGACGUAUCUACUUUAUGUUGCGAUACUAUUGUAGGAUUGUCUAACAAAGUGCGAACCCUAGGUGACGAUAAUCCAUACGCAAUGUCCCUCCUAACUCUUGCAGAGCUAUUACUCAUGCUCAUUAUCAAAGUAGAAAUACCACCCGAUUCAAUACCCGCGGCAGGAGCAGCGAUAUAUUCCCUCACCUGCGUUAAACCAGCGUUACUCGAAGGUCUAGCGCGACAGCUCAUAGAAGCAUACGCCGUCAAUGAUCCCACUAACGUACCACGACUAGAGGAAGCUUUCGGCGUCUUAACUAACGGAGUCCUCUUCGACGGCCUGAGGACUCACAAACUCAGAUUCCAAGAUAACUUCGACAAGUUCCUAGCAAGUGUACACGGUUUUCUUAUCGUAAAAUAAAUUAUUAUUUACAGCCCCAGUAUGUUGGCUGGAAAUAUUAAAAAUAUUAGCAUAGCUUUGCUGGCGAUUAACGCCUUUUACAAUCCUGUCUCAAGGAUUUGACGCAAAUAUUGCGGUUUCGACGAUUCUACAUUAUCGUUACGUACUGAAAGAGAACCAAAUUGGUGCAAAUGUUGUCUUCAGUUCUGUUUUGCAAGCGCGGUUGGUGCGACUCGAAUGUUUGAUAUAUUAAAUAGUUUAUCAUUUUAAAGUCCUUCCCUGGGCUGUGUCAAAUGUAACACUAUUGUGUCUAGAUUAUAGUUUGUAUUAACUCAUGACAUUUUCUUAAGUGCCAUUAGGAAAAAUGCAAUAUUGAUUUUGUAAAGUUGUUUUGGAAAUAUAUAUUGGCCUAAGAUUGCACAGGGUGCUGUCAUUACUUGACUGUACUGUCCAUGCAAUAUAAUUUCGUAACUUGAAAUAUUUUUAUUUUAUAGUUUUGACGCUUGUUCUGCAAUCUUAUGUUCACAACGAAGUUAGUAUGGAUUUUAUAAAUGUGGUUGUGAAUGAAAAUGCAGAAGAUUUACUGUGGUAUUAUAUAUUUCGUAGGAGUAAAAUGAUGAGUACACUUUUAGUACUUAUUGCUAGUUAGAGAAAUUUGUGAUUUCUAUCGAGCUGAGCACUCGUAAACCGCAAUGAGUUUUAUUAUUGUAAGAGGAAGGUCCUUAGCACUUUUAUGUAUUUACUGCAGGUUUUACUCCGUCUUUAUAUUAAAUUAGUAAACAAAUAAAACAUUGUCAUCUUGUUCUUAUAAAAUGUAGAUAAUAUUGAACUUUGUCGUAUAAACUUGAAAGCUUACAAUUUUUAAUACAUUGUUGUGAAAUUUUCAAUUUUAUUUAAGAUUUUUUGGUAAGUGUAGGUACCUAAUAAGUACAUUAUUUUUAUUCUUUAGUCUGUUACAUUUGAAUAAGUACUUUGAAGUCAUGUCCUAUUUUUUUACUUGUUCAAGAAUGGUUUAGUCAUAAUAUUUAAUUGAAGUAAACAUUUUUCCUAGGUGAUCAAAGCAGGCAGCGUUUUUUAUAGUCCUGUCGGAUAAACUAUAAUUAGAUAUAGUAUUUGUUCCUUUUGAAAUAAUAUUUUCUAUUAAUGUAACAAAGGAUAUAUUUUCCUGACGUUGACGUAAGUUACAUUUGAAUCCACCUAGUAAUUUAUUUUUGUAAAAUAGAAUACUAGAAGCUUUUACAUUUCGUAAAAUAGUAUUAAAACUGCUUAUAUGAUGCUAAUAUGAAUAAUGAUGUAUUAAAAUAUAUUAUUUCCUUAAGUUUACUUUCUGUUUUACAUGAUCAUACAUGACUUGUAUAAUGAAUGAUAUUUAUUGUACAGAACAGAAUUCCGAAGUAUUCUAGUGAUCUGUAUAUUUAUAGUGGAAAUCAUAUUUUCUUAAUGUAGAAAAAAAUACAGAAAAUUUCGUUAGUAUUAAAUUGAAAGUGACCUAAAAUCUUUAUAUAUAAUUUGUAUUUGUUUGAAUAUUACUGAUGUCGGUCGGAAAGCUUAGAUUUUAAAUACAUACUUCUUUCAUUUAACUUCCAAUUCUUCGUAAGUUUACGAUAAAGAUUGAUUUAGUGUUUAAAACAAUUUUUGUACCCAAUUCGUUUGUAUACCUUUAGCUAGGAGGCAUUUUGUAAAUACUCAAAACAUGUUUUAAUACCUAUAAAAGCGUACAUACGUCUUCUUUUUGAAAUUGUCAGUAUCAAUUUAAUUACACUGUACAAAUUUUAUAAAAUUAUAGUCUGUUUGAUUUGUAGAUAUAGAAACCUUACCUUGCAGAUGGGCUGACGGAAAAAGUACACUGCAUAAUACAUAUUGGACAUUCUUAUGAAGCCUCUAAAAAUAUUCAGAAGUAUCUCUUUGUCUACCUGAAGCUGAGGUUAACCUCAGACAUUCGAAUAAGGGGUCAUGGCUUAUUAGUUGGUUGGAUACUUUACAGAAAACUGACGAAUCUAUUCGUCACGUGCAACAACACCACUGUGCCUAAAGACGCUUUUAAAAAGUGCU
Molecule: messenger RNA, 5402 nt
Organism: Spodoptera litura
Lineage: Eukaryota; Metazoa; Arthropoda; Insecta; Lepidoptera; Noctuidae
Product: exportin-4
Biological process (GO): protein export from nucleus
Cellular component (GO): cytoplasm; nuclear pore
Molecular function (GO): nuclear export signal receptor activity; small GTPase binding
Source: RefSeq, a predicted model, not a curated record